Molecule: messenger RNA, 4084 nt
Organism: Ailuropoda melanoleuca (giant panda)
Lineage: Eukaryota; Metazoa; Chordata; Mammalia; Carnivora; Ursidae
Gene: PPFIA4
Product: PPFI scaffold protein A4
Exons: 29
Biological process (GO): synapse organization
Cellular component (GO): presynaptic active zone
Molecular function (GO): protein binding
Source: RefSeq, a predicted model, not a curated record
CGGGGCGCUAAGGCUCUGGCGGCGGCUGCAGCUACCUCAGCGCUCGCUCUGCUCCCUAGGACGUGUCGGGCUCCCCGGGUUGGGGGCGGCUCCCUUCCGCUUCGGAGCUGAGUCGGCUUUCGACGACUGCAGGCAGACCACUGCCCUCCAGAAACGAUGGGUGUCGCUAGACCCACCUGGGAUUCUGCCAGGCUCCAGCACUCAGCCUAAGCGAAGGGCCCUCUUCCAGCCCUGCUCUGUCUGCCUGUCAUGGCCACACUUGGCUGCUGCCUGCUUGUCUGGGGACAUAGGGCACCCAGCCCCAGCCCUGAGAGGUUAAGCCAGGCCCUCUGGCUCCAUUCCACAGGGGCGCUCCGGGCACCAGGCCCCUUUCAGAGCAAGAGCAACUGAUGCCAUGGGAGAAGCCCCCACCCACCUGUCCACUCGCCUGGCGCAGCCUGCUCUGAGACCCAGGCACUGGGUCCCCCUGGAGGUGCCAACCCUGUGAACUUCUCCCCUGUCCCCCGACGCUGAGAAGGCCCCGCCCACCCCCACCAUGUGUGAGGUGAUGCCCACAAUCAAUGAGGGGGACCCCCUGGGCCCCCCCCAUGGCACCGAUGCUGACGCCAACUUUGAGCAGCUGAUGGUGAACAUGCUGGAUGAGCGGGAGAAGUUGCUGGAGUCCCUUCGGGAGAGUCAGGACACCUUGGCAGCCACACAGAGCCGGCUCCAGGACGCCCUGCAUGAGCGGGACCAGCUCCAGCGCCACCUUAACUCCGCCCUCCCCCAGGAAUUUGCCACCUUGACCCGGGAGCUGAGCAUGUGUCGGGAGCAGCUUCUAGAAAGGGAGGAAGAGAUAUCAGAGCUGAAAGCAGAACGGAAUAACACAAGGUUGCUUCUGGAACAUCUGGAGUGCCUGGUGUCCCGCCACGAGCGGUCGCUGCGGAUGACUGUGGUGAAGCGCCAGGCCCAGUCGCCUUCGGGGGUCUCCAGUGAGGUGGAGGUGCUGAAGGCCCUCAAGUCGCUGUUUGAGCACCACAAGGCCCUGGAUGAGAAGGUGCGGGAGCGGCUCCGAGCGGCCCUGGAGCGAGUUACCACCUUGGAAGAGCAACUGGCAGGGGCCCACCAGCAGGUGUCUGCCCUGCAGCAGGGGGCAGGGGUUCGGGAUGGAGUGGCAGAAGAGGAGGGGACGGUGGAGCUGGGACCAAAGCGCCUGUGGAAGGUGGGUCACGGGGAUCUGCAUGGCAGGGGCAGGGCCGCCCCCAGACGGGACGUGAGGGCACUGACGGAUGGCUCACUGUCCCUGGAGGAUGACACGGGCCGGGUAGAGGAGCUGCAGGAGCUCCUGGAGAAGCAGAACUUUGAGUUGAGCCAGGCUCGGGAGCGACUGGUCACCCUGACGGCAACAGUGGCCGAGCUUGAGGAGGACCUGGGCACGGCCCGCCGGGACCUCAUCAAGUCGGAGGAGCUGAGCAGCAAGCAUCAGCGGGACCUCCGGGAGGCUCUGGCCCAGAAGGAAGACAUGGAGGAGAGAAUCACAACACUCGAGAAGCGCUACCUGGCUGCACAGCGUGAGGCCACCUCCAUCCAUGACCUCAAUGACAAACUGGAGAAUGAGCUGGCCAAUAAGGAGUCCUUGCACCGCCAGUGCGAGGAGAAGGCCCGGCACCUGCAGGAGCUGCUGGAGGUGGCAGAGCGGAAGCUGCAGCAGACCAUGCGCAAGGCCGAGACGCUGCCGGAGGUGGAGGCUGAGCUGGCUCAGAGGAUUGCAGCCCUCACCAAGGCUGAAGAAAGGCACGGCAGCAUUGAGGAGCACCUGCGGCAGCUGGAGGGGCAGCUGGAGGAGAAGAACCAGGAGCUGGCGAGGGUGCGCCAGCGGGAGAAGAUGAACGAGGACCACAACAAGCGGCUGUCAGACACCGUGGACCGGCUGCUCAGCGAGUCCAACGAGCGCCUAGACCUGGGGGGACAGACUUGGGGAGGCUGGAGAAGGGAGGAGCAGGAGGGGCGAGGAGGGAACACGUUGAUCCAGGAGCUGGAGAGCUCCCAGCGGCAGAUCGAGGAGCAGCACCGACACAAGGGCCGCCUGUCUGAAGAGAUUGAGAAGCUGCGCCAAGAGGUGGACCAGCUGAAGGGUCGAGGGGGGCCGUUUGUGGAUGGCGUCCACUCCAGGUCGCACACGGGCAGUGCAGCGGACGUGCGGCUCUCCCUGAGCACAACCACCCACGCGCCCUCAGGCCUGCACCGCCGCUACUCAGCACUGCGGGAGGAGUCUGCCAAGGACUGGGAGCCCUCUCCACUGCCUGGGGUGCUGGCCCCCACAGCUGCCCCUGCCUUUGACAGUGACCCCGAGAUCUCUGACGUGGAUGAGGAUGAGCCAGGGGGUCUGGUGGGCUCUGUGGAUGUUGUCUCCCCCAGCGGCCACUCGGAUGCCCAGACUCUGGCCAUGAUGCUGCAGGAGCAGCUGGAUGCCAUCAACGAGGAGAUCAGGAUGAUCCAGGAAGAGAAGGAGUCCACGGAGCUGCGUGCUGAGGAGAUCGAGACUCGGGUGACCAGUGGCAGCAUGGAGGCCCUCAACCUGACCCAGCUGCGCAAACGUGGUUCCAUCCCCACCUCUCUGACGGCCCUGUCCCUGGCCAGUGCGUCGCCUCCGCUCAGCGGCCGCUCCACGCCUAAGCUUACCUCCCGCAGCGCUGCCCAGGACCUGGACCGAAUGGGGGUCAUGACCCUGCCCAGUGACUUAAGAAAGCAUAGGAGGAAGCUGCUGUCGCCAGUGUCUCGGGAAGAGAACCGAGAGGAUAAAGCCACCAUAAAAUGUGAGACUUCUCCUCCUUCCUCACCCAGGACGCUGCGGCUAGAGAAGCUUGGCCAUCCAGCCCUGAGCCAGGAAGAAGGCAAAAGUGCUUUGGAGGAUCAAGGCAGCAACCCGAGCAGCAGCAACAGCAGCCAGGACUCCUUGCACAAGGGCGCCAAGCGCAAGGGCAUCAAGUCGUCCAUCGGCCGCCUGUUUGGGAAGAAGGAGAAGGGCCGGCUAAUCCAGCUGAGCCGGGAUGGAGCCACGGGCCAUGUUCUGCUAACAGACUCCGAGCUUGGUCUGCAGGAGCCCAUGGUGCCUGCCAAGCUGGGGACCCAGGCAGAGAAGGACCGGCGGCUGAAGAAGAAACACCAGCUGCUUGAAGAUGCCCGAAGAAAAGGAAUGCCUUUUGCCCAGUGGGAUGGCCCUACUGUGGUCUCCUGGCUGGAGCUCUGGGUGGGGAUGCCUGCCUGGUACGUGGCAGCCUGCCGGGCCAACGUCAAGAGCGGUGCCAUCAUGUCGGCCCUGUCGGACACAGAGAUCCAGCGUGAGAUCGGCAUCAGCAAUGCCCUGCACCGGCUCAAGCUCCGGCUGGCUAUCCAGGAGAUGGUGUCGCUGACCAGCCCCUCCGCCCCGCCCACCUCCAGGACUUCUUCCGGGAAUGUCUGGGUCACCCAUGAAGAGAUGGAAACUCUGGCAACACCCACUAAAACAGACAGUGAGGAGGGCAGCUGGGCUCAGACCCUGGCCUAUGGGGACAUGAACCACGAGUGGAUCGGGAACGAAUGGCUGCCCAGCCUGGGGCUCCCCCAGUACCGCAGCUACUUCAUGGAGUGCCUGGUGGACGCUCGCAUGCUGGACCACCUCACCAAGAAGGACCUGCGGGUGCACUUGAAGAUGGUGGACAGUUUCCACCGAACCAGUCUUCAGUACGGCAUCAUGUGUCUGAAGAGGCUGAAUUAUGACCGGAAGGAGCUGGAGAAAAGGCGGGAGGAAAGCCAGCACGAGAUCAAGGAUGUGCUCGUCUGGACAAACGACCAGGUGGUUCACUGGGUCCAGUCCAUUGGGCUGCGGGAUUACGCAGGAAACCUGCAGGAGAGCGGUGUGCAUGGUGCCCUGCUGGCCCUGGACGAGAACUUUGACCACAACACGCUGGCCCUGGUCCUCCAGAUCCCCACGCAGAAUACCCAGGCACGCCAGGUGAUGGAGAGAGAGUUCAACAACCUGUUGGCCUUGGGCACAGACCGGAAGCUGGAUGAUGGCGAGGACAAGGUGUUCCGGCGCGCGCCGUCCUGGAGGAAGCGCUUCCAA